AUGUGGCAGCAGGUCUGGAAAAUUCAAGGGUCACCGAAGCUCUGCCAUUUCAUUUGGAGGGCAUGUAAGGGGAGCCUUGCUGUGAGGGAGAGAUUGCACGUCCGUCACGUAGUACCUGAUGCAGUUUGCGUUGUGUGUGGUGAGGCAAAUGAGACCAUUUUGCAUGCUUUGUUCGAAUGUGAAGAUCCUCGGGACAUUUGGGCUCACAGUGAUUUUAGAGACUUGUUGCUUGCUGCCCCGUCUACCACCUUUGCUGAACGGUUCGAACGGAUGGCUGGCAAAGUAAGUAAUAUGGAGCUGCAAACCUUUUGUACCCUUGUUUGGGCCGCGUGGUUCUGCAGGAACGAAAGAAUACAUAAUGGAGUGCCCUUGGCACCAAGCCAAGUUGCUGUGAACUUCCUGAAAUUAGUGCACGACCACCAGGAGUACGCUACAUCGGUUUUCGAACCGAUUACAGGUCUGGAUGCAGGGGUAGGAACAGGUGGCUGGACAUGUCCACAAGGGGACCGGGUGAAGGCAAACACGGAUGCACAUGUUGGGGUGGUCGAUGUUGGGCUGGGUACGGUGGUGCGCGACAAUGAGGGGUGA
Spinacia oleracea (spinach) is the source of this 588-nucleotide messenger RNA. RefSeq lists its product as uncharacterized. The transcript has a single exon. Bases 1 to 588 code for a protein of 195 amino acids. The record is from RefSeq and is a predicted model, not a curated record. NCBI's taxonomy places the organism in Eukaryota, Viridiplantae, Streptophyta, Magnoliopsida, Caryophyllales, Amaranthaceae.